UUCCGAAGUCUCCCUUUCUCUUGCAUCUGCGUCCGAAUUUUCAACUUCAAAAUCGAGUCUUUUCCACUGCUACUCUCUCCUCAGCUUCUCAUCUACACUUUCAAACUCAAAAAACGCGAAGCUCUCUCUCUCUCUUCUCUCUCACUAGAACUGCUCGGUUUUGCCGGCGGAGCGCGGUCGCCGGAUCCAGGCCGAUCUCGACCACCCCCCGGACGCCAUUGCCGCCGGCGGAUCCGGAUCCGGCCCGUCGAGCACCGAGAGGAGGAGGGGAUGGAGAACCUUAUCUCGCUGGUGAACAAGAUACAGAGGGCCUGCACCGCCCUCGGCGACCACGGCGACACCAGCGCCCUCCCCACCCUCUGGGACUCCCUCCCCACCAUCGCCGUCGUCGGCGGCCAGAGUUCGGGGAAGUCAUCGGUGCUGGAGAGCGUUGUCGGCAAGGACUUCUUACCUCGUGGCUCUGGUAUUGUUACUAGACGUCCUCUUGUGCUGCAGCUUCACAAGAUUGAAGAAGGAAGCAGAGAAUAUGCGGAAUUCCUUCACCUUCCCCGAAAGAGAUUCACUGAUUUCUCUGCUGUGAGAAAGGAGAUCGCAGAUGAAACUGAUCGAGAGACUGGUCGCUCAAAGCAAAUUUCAAGUGUUCCAAUCCAUCUUAGUAUAUAUUCACCUAAUGUUGUCAACUUGACUUUGAUUGAUCUUCCUGGGCUCACAAAGGUUGCUGUUGAGGGCCAACCGGACAGCAUUGUACAAGAAAUUGAGAACAUGGUCCGCUCAUACAUUGAGAAGCCUAACUGUAUAAUUCUUGCCAUUUCACCUGCAAAUCAAGAUCUUGCUACAUCUGAUGCAAUUAAGAUCUCUCGUGAAGUAGAUCCUACAGGGGAGAGGACAUUUGGAGUCUUGACAAAGAUCGAUCUAAUGGAUAAGGGAACGGAUGCUGUGGAUAUAUUAGAAGGGAAAGCAUAUCGACUUAAGUUUCCUUGGAUUGGGGUAGUAAACCGGUCCCAAGCUGAUAUUAACAAGAACGUCGACAUGAUCGCUGCUCGCCGCAGAGAGCGAGAAUAUUUCUCUGGUACUCCUGAAUACAAGCAUCUUGCACACAGAAUGGGUUCUGAGCAUUUAGCAAAAAUGCUUUCGAAGCAAUUGGAGAAUGUGAUCAAGACCAAAAUACCGGGCAUCCAGUCCCUUAUUAACAAAACAAUUCUUGAGCUUGAGACUGAGUUGAAUCGUCUUGGCAAGCCUAUAGCUUCAGAUGCAGGAGGAAAGUUAUAUUCAAUUAUGGAGAUAUGUCGUCUUUUUGAUCAAAUUUACAAGGAGCAUCUAGAUGGCGUGCGCUCUGGAGGUGAUAAGAUUUACAAUGUUUUCGAUAAUCAGCUCCCUGCUGCUCUUAAGAGGCUGCAAUUUGACAAACAACUUUCCAUGGAAAAUAUAAAGAAGCUCAUUACAGAAGCUGAUGGAUACCAACCUCAUUUAAUAGCUCCUGAACAAGGAUAUCGCCGUUUGAUCGAGUCUUCUUUAAUAACUAUCAGAGGUCCUGCUGAGGCUGCUGUUGAUGCGGUUCAUUCUCUACUGAAGGACCUAGUGCACAAGGCUAUUAGUGAAACACUGGAGCUAAAGCAGUAUCCUGGUCUCAGAGUGGAAGUCACAAACGCAGCUUGUGAUUCGCUUGAGAGAAUGAGGGAAGAGAGCAAGAAAGCAACGCUUAAGCUGGUCGACAUGGAAUGUAGUUACCUAACUGUUGACUUUUUCCGGAAGCUCCCUCAAGAUGUCGAGAAGGGUGGCAACCCAACGCAUUCACUAUUCGACAGAUACAACGAUGCGUAUCUCAGGAGGAUAGGAUCGACAGUUCUGUCUUACGUCAAUAUGGUCUGUGCAACCCUGCGCCACUCCAUUCCUAAAUCGAUUGUGCACUGUCAAGUAAGGGAAGCCAAACGAUGCCUCCUCGACCGUUUCUUCACUGAACUUGGUGCAAUGGAGCAAAAGCGUCUUUCAUCGUUAUUGAAUGAGGAUCCGGCAGUCAUGGAACGACGUUCUGCCCUUGCGAAGAGACUCGAGUUGUACAGGAGUGCUCAAACAGAAAUCGACGCGGUGGCUUGGUCUAAGUAAAGCUUCUCUUUUCGCUCGAGUAAUUUAAUGUGGUGGCCAAUCACAUGUCAAAGAAUGGGCACCUGAUCCACGCGGCUGUUGGUCUGGCGCUGCCGAAGACAAUUUUUUUUUUCUUCUUCUUUUCACACACUGCAUCCCUUCCUGUCUGUAAUGUGUGCAAUGAUACGUUAAUCUGUAUCGUCCGAAAGACCGAAUUGUUCAAUUAUUAUAAAAUCCAUUAGUAGGUGAAGCAAUUGUAAUUGGA
Eucalyptus grandis is the source of this 2347-nucleotide messenger RNA. Its product is annotated as dynamin-related protein 5A. Gene Ontology annotation, molecular function: GTP binding; microtubule binding; GTPase activity. The record is from RefSeq and is a predicted model, not a curated record. The transcript is spliced from 16 exons. Gene Ontology annotation, cellular component: plasma membrane; microtubule; cytoplasm. The coding region runs from base 271 to 2103 and encodes 610 amino acids. Gene Ontology annotation, biological process: receptor-mediated endocytosis. Lineage: Eukaryota; Viridiplantae; Streptophyta; Magnoliopsida; Myrtales; Myrtaceae.